Molecule: messenger RNA, 6762 nt
Organism: Spea bombifrons (plains spadefoot toad)
Lineage: Eukaryota; Metazoa; Chordata; Amphibia; Anura; Pelobatidae
Gene: DLG5
Product: discs large MAGUK scaffold protein 5
Exons: 33
Coding region: 492-6419 (1975 amino acids)
Biological process (GO): regulation of apoptotic process
Molecular function (GO): protein binding
Source: RefSeq, a predicted model, not a curated record
AGAGGAAAAAAAAACCUUAAAGAGAUACAUUGUUACUGGCAGUGGGGGGAAAAAAAACAGGGGCAGAAAACUGGGGCAAAAGCAAAGUGUGCGGGGCAGAUAGGAGGCCAUGGACACCCCCAGCAGGCAUGUAACUCAGAAGUGACCCCAGGAGGGGGCAGAUCUUUUUUUCUUGUUUUUCUUUUUGGUGGUUGUUAACUAGGAAGACUUUGGGGAGGAAAAAAAAAAAGAAAAACAGGGGGGAGAGGAUUUUGGACAUUAUGCAAGCCCUCAGCCCUCCCCAGCUGGGCAAUAUGGCUGCUGUUUGGAGGCUGGGGGCAGGCAAAGGGGGUAGGAGAGGAAGCUUGUGCUCAGGGCUGGCUGGGAGCUGGAGGCUGAAGCUGGGCCUCUAACUCAGGAGGACUCACAGAGGCCACACACUGCUGGAGAAGGAGGAGGUGAGAGAGGGAGAGGGGAGCGAGAGAGAGAAGAGAGAGAGAAGGAUCUCCAGGAUGGAGCCCAAACACAAGGAGUUACUGCAACAGUGUCACCAGAAGCUGGUGGAGUCCAUCAGGUGUGGCGAUAGACUGGUGGACCUCCUGGAGGAGGCUGGGACCCUCAGCGUCCGGGACAGGCAAGAACUGGACAGCGGCUGCCCCACCGGUAAGGACAAGGUGGACCUCUUACUCAAGAUGCUCCUGGUCAAGGAGAAGGACCACUUCCAAGACCUGAGGGUGGCCCUGGAGAAGACCGAACCCCAUCUGCUCUCCAUCCUCUACCUGAACGGCCUCGGGACGGGAGACAAUGCAGGCUCUACCUACAGCGUUCUCACCACUAUGCCGUCGGACUCGGAGAGCAGCGGCUCCCUCAGCAGUGUAGGUACGUCCAACAAGCCAUCGUCCCCUCCCCCUUCUGCUGCAGACAGCCGUCACGCGAGUGAGAAGCUGGAGACCAUAUUGUCCCAGCUGAGACAGGUAACACGUGAGAGGGACGAGCUGCGAAAGAGGCUGGCGUUGUCCUCUCCAGGGUCAACCUUUGACGACUGCAGGCCAAGUUCCAAUCUUACUCCAGAUUACGAGCGUCUCAAGAUUCAGUGCAUGAAGGCGAUGUCGGAGCUGGAAGCGUUACAAAGCCAGCACUCUAAAGCACUGAAGAAGUGUGAGGAGGCCGCCAAGGAGGCAGAUUUUUACCACACGUUGCACAGCCGCGUCCUGAGUGACCAGACGCAGCUACAGGAGGACAGCGAGAGCCUGCGCCGGAAGCAUGCGCAGCUGCAGCGCGAGUAUACGCACGUGCAACAGUCCUGCCAAGACCUCAAGAGGAUGCACGAAGCCGACCAGAGGGAAAUCUCGGAGCUCCGUCGCCAACAGCAGCUGGUGGUGAAGCAGAACGGUUCCUCCGAGCUGAUCAAUAAGUUGUACGACACGGCUUUGGACAAGCUGGAAGGUGUGAAGAAGGAUUACGACUCUCUGCGCAGACAGUACAAUGAGAAGGUGUCCACUCAUAACUUGGACCUGGGUCGGUUGGAGCAGAGCGAGGAGGAGAAGAGGAGCCUGCAGAAGCAGCUGGAGGGGUUCCUGAAGCAGAGGGACAGCGCCGUGCAACUUCAGCAUCAGUACUCCUCUUCUAUGAGAAGGUACGACUCUAUCCAGCAGGAGCUGAACAAGGCGACCUCGCAGAACAAGGAGCUACAAAGGGAAGUGGAGAGGUUGCAGGCUGAAGCCACGCGUUUUAAGACGAUGCAACUGAAAGCGGUCAAAGAUGCAGAAAAAUACAAGGAGGCAAGGGACUCUGUGUUCAACGAAUAUCGCCUCAUAAUGAGUGAGCGGGACCAGGUCAUCAAGGAGAUGGACAAGAUGCAGACAGAAUUGGAGAUGGCCCAAGGGCGGUUGAAGAACAAUUCAAGUGACAACAGGGUGGCAAGUGAGGAGAUGGAGGCUCUUAGACAGGAGCUGAACUCUGCUCUGGUCGAGCGAGACAGAGCAAUCUUUGAGAGGAAUGAACUCUUGGAGAAGUAUUGCCAUGAAGUGAAGGAUAAGACGGAGGCCCAAAAGGAACUGGACCAGGCUUGUAAAGACAUAGAGACUGUGAAGGAAGAACGCGACGUGGCGCGGAAAGAGCGGACGGAAGCCAUUAUUCAGAGAGACCACCUACUGAGGGAAUACUACCAAGCCAGACAGAUCCAGGAUUCUGCUACUCUAGAUAUGGAGAGAGCCAACAAGGAGAUCGAAGUCCUGAGGAAACAGUACGAGGCCAUGAGUCAUGAGCUGAAGGAGGCCACCCAGGAAGCUGAGGUGGCCAAAUGCAGGAGAGAUUGGGCCUUCCAGGAGAGAGACAAGAUUGUGGCGGAGAGAGAGAGUAUAAGGACUCUGUGCGAUAACCUUCGGAGGGAGCGUGACCGGGCAGUCAGCGAGUUGGCAGAGGCUCUGCGUAACUUGGACGACAUGCGCAAGCAGAAGAAUGAUGCUACACGGGAGCUGAAGGAACUGAAGGAGAAAAUGGAUAACCAGAUCGAGAAGGAGGCCAGGUUUCGGCAGCUGAUAGCUCACAGCUCACACGACUCGGCCAUCGACACUGACUCUCUUGAAUGGGAGACUGAAGUAGUGGAGUUUGAGAGACAGAAGGACGACAUGGACCUCAAUGCUCUUGGCUUUGAUGUGGCCGACGGGGUGAAUGAGCCCUUCUUUCCCGGAGACAGUGGCAUUUUUGUGACCAAGGUGGAUAAAGGCAGCAUUGCUGAUGGCCGGUUAAGGGUGAACGACUGUCUGGUGAAGAUCAACGAUGUGGACCUCACAAACAAGGACCGCAAACAAGUGAUUAAAGCCGUGCUGAGCGGAGGAGACGUGAUCAACAUGGUCGUACGCAGGAGGAAAUCCUUGGGCAGCCGCGUUAUAACGCCUAUCCACAUCAACCUGGGAAGCCAGAAAGACAGCGGUAUCUCUUUAGAGAGCGGAGUGCUUGUGGCUGCGGUGCUGCCAGGGAGCCCAGCGGCCAAGGAAGGAACCCUUGUUCCUGGAGACAGGAUAGUGGCCAUCAACGGCAUAACUCUAGAUAACAAGUCUGUCACCGAGUGCGAAGCUCUGUUACGCAGCUGCCGGGAAUCUUUGAGUCUUUCCUUGUUGAAGGUAUUCCCUCCCAAUACAUCCUGGAGUGGGCAAAACCUCUUUGAGAACCUGAAGGAGUCAUGUCGGGUACUUCCCCCCAAUAUACAGUCUCAGAAUAAAAGGAACGUGAAGAAUAACAGCUCCACGCAGACAGACAUUUUCUGCCCAGACAUCAUGGAUCAUAAGAAGGAAAUGGCGGACGGAAAUGGAUCUGAGAGGGCCCUUCAGCUAAGUUGUCAUAGCCAUUCCGAGCACAGCCUGGGUUCCCUCGGAGGGGAAGUUUUCAUGGGCCCUGGCUAUGAGAUGCUGGAUGUGCAGGGAGGGCCACUAGGUUUUGCAGACACUAUAGAGGAGACACUGAUUGAGGUGUCUACAGCCAAGCAGAGCAGUGGCACUUGGCCCAAAGUCAUGGUGAGCCCAGGACAUUCACAGAGUGAGUUCACCGUCUUCAAGAGGCCCAGACAGAGGAAGUCAAUCUUUGAUCCAGAUACUUUUAAGAGACCUCAGACUCCUCCAAAAAUGCCUUACCUUCCUCCUGUUCCUGUUCUAGCUCUCUCAUCCCAGGCCCCAAAGCCAGAGAGGCCACCAACGCCUCCCACUCCUCCAAAACGCAGUGACUCGAUCAAGUUCAAACACCGACACCAGUCUAGUUCUGCGUCAGACUCUACUGUAACGGCGGGGUCCCCACCUACAAGCCCAUCCCCUGUCCCCAUCCCGCUGACCAAUCAGGAUGGCUCCCACAAACCUCACCACAGUAGGGUUAUUGGCAAGUGCUGCCGGGAAGAUGGCAACGAUUGUGUCUUGCCAGGCUUUCGGGGCAGCGGAGAGGUCGAAAGUUGUUUACAGAGAGCGGAAGAGCCUGAAGUGAAGAGGCCCAGGCCGCUAUCUGCACCGGCUUUAAAGCACCGACUCGCACCUGUAGCUAUCCCCCACACAGGCCUGCAGGUACAGAAGUUCCCCCAGAGUCCAGAGGACCGAUUUUCUCCUGAGCUUGCCCACGAUUGUGUCCGUUUCUCCCCCACGCGCUUCCCCCGUCACAGUGAAGCGUUUGCGGCUUCCAUGUGUGCGCCAGGAAUGUCAGGUACUGUACCCCGGAGUCUGGCUCCAUGCCCUGCCGUCACUGCGGUUUUAAGGAAUCCAAUCUACACGGCUUGGAGUCAACGGGUCCCUUCUAAUAACUGCCCCUCGUCCACAGGGCAGGUUUGCUCACAGCACCAGCACCCGAGCGCCCAACAUCAUGGCCGGCUGAGCCUGGACCUGAGUCACAAGCACCCGGCGGAUUACUGCGAAAACUCUCGCCCCAGGGUACCUCAUGGAUCCAACUCCCUCCCCUCUAGCGCGAGGUUGGGUUCCUCCAGAACGGAACGCAUUAAAAUCCACAUUACCCCACGAUACCCACGGUGCACUAUGGGUUCAGACAGAGGUUCCUUGUCGCACUCGGAGUGUAGCAGUCCGAGUCUGGCCAGCCCUCCCCAUUCACCUCUCAAUUUGGAGACCUCUUCUUUCGCCAGCAGCCAGUCUCAGAACUCUGUUGCAAGUUUACCUAGGAUCUCCGUCAGCACUGUCCCCAUGGGGGAUCGACGGAAGGACAGACCACUAGUGGAGGAGCCGCGGCACGUGAAGGUGCAGAAAGGCUCGGAGCCCCUCGGUAUUUCCAUCGGUGGUGGGGAGAGUGGAGGUAUCUUUGUCUCUAAGGUUACUGCCGGAAGCAUUGCGCAACAAGCGGGCCUAGAGUAUGGAGACCAGCUGCUAGAGUUUAACGGCAUAAACUUGAGGAACGCCACGGAGCAGCAGGCGCGCUUGAUCAUCGGGCAGCAGUGUGACACCAUCACCAUCUUGGCUCAAUACAACCCGCACAUGUGUCAGUCCAUCCACUCGAGGUCCAGCUCGCGUCUGGACACCAGUAUGUCUCAUUCCACGCCACACAGCAGCGGGGCGGCCACGCCUGACAAUCAUUCCGUCAUUGACACUGUGAGCGAGCAAGAUGAGGGGACCAUGACUCCUCCUUCCAAGGAGACCACGCCCAGCACGAGCCCACGCACUUCACUCAGGACCCCAGUACAUGGGACUAAGAAGCACUCGGAGAUCCGCACGGUCACCUUGUCCAAGUCCCCGGUGGAGCUGGGAGUUCAGAUUUGUGGGGGCAACCUGUUCGGGAUAUUUGUUCUGGAUUUGGAAGACGAGAGCUCAGCUGGUGGGGCUGAGGGCUUACUUAUAGGGGACAUGAUUCUGGAGUAUGGAUCUGUGGAAAUGAGAAACAAAACGGCAGAAGAAGCUUAUCUGGAAAUGCUCAAACCCGCAGAAAACGUCCGGCUAAAAGUUCAACAUAAAAUAGACGAAUUCAACAAAAUCAAAGACCAGCCUGGGGAUGGAUUCUACGUAAGAGCACUUUACGAGCGGCAAGCAGAGCUUUCACAAGAGUUGAGUUUCAAGAAGGACGACAUACUUUACGUGGAUGACACCUUCCUCCAGGGGACGUUUGGCAUGUGGAUGGGGUGGCAGCUCGAUGAGAACGCCCAGAAGCUGGAGAGAGGGCAGAUACCCAGUAAAUACAUUAUGGAGCAAGAGUUCUCGAGGAGGCUCAGCUUGUCGGAAGCGCGAGAUGAAGCCGCGGGGAAGACUCUCUCGGCUGCUGCUAGACGUUCCUUCUUCCGCAGGAAACACAAACACAAGCGCAGCGGAUCUCGGGACGGCAAAGAUCUCCAGGGCCUGGAUACGAUCAGCACGGAUUCCAUCCCCUUCCUGGACGACUCGAUGAGCUUGGCCUACCAGAAGGUACAGAGGGUGGACUGCACCUCUCCUCGACCCGUGCUCAUCCUGGGACCUCUGGUGGAUGCCGUGAAGGAUAUGCUGGUAAAAGAAUCUCCGGGGAAGUUCUGCAAGUGUCCUCUUGAGGUGAUGAAAGCCUCCCAGCAGGCCAUAGAGCGUGGGGUGAAGGAUUGUCUCUUCAUAGACUACAAGCGGCGUAGCGGCCAUUUUGAUGUCACCACAGUGGCCUCAAUAAAGGAGAUAACAGAGAAGGACUGUCACUGUCUGCUGGACAUUGCACCCCACGCCAUUGAACGCCUCCACAGCGCUCAAAUCUACCCCAUAGUCCUGUUUAUCCGGUACAAAAGCACUAAGCAGAUCAAGGAGCAGAAGGACCCGAUCUUUCUAAGGGACAAAGUGACGCAAAAACAUUCCAAAGAGCAGUUUGAAACCGCACAGAAAAUUGAGCAGGAAUACAGCAAGUAUUUCACAGCUGUGAUCCAGGGGGGUGCCCUGAUUAGUGUUUGCACUCAGAUAAUCUCGAUUGUGGAGCAAGAGCAAAACAAAGCCCUGUGGAUCCCGGCAUGAGCGCCGUGAAACAGCCGUACCCAUGCUUCGUUGACACCCGUCCAUCGUUGGUCUUCUGCCGUAACGCUCGCGGUGGUCUUUUUCGAAGACUUGACAAUGGGGACUUCUCAGAAGUUGGGGACUUCACAAUGGAUAAGCCACUGAACGCAUCUCCGAGUCAAUGGAAGCACCGCAAAGUCCACCGCUCAAUGGAUAACCAGCUGCUAGGAGAUAAAGCCAAUGAAGUAGAGACGUUGAUGGAGCAGAGACAUGGGGGAGCCCUUGCCUUAUCAUUAAUGGACUCGCCGAAGCUUGCAUUGGAAGGAGGAUUAGGAGUAGCCAUUGAAAUGUCAAUGGUGAAGCU